Messenger RNA from Pseudophryne corroboree (corroboree frog), 2540 nucleotides. Its product is annotated as heme-binding protein 2-like. The transcript is spliced from 5 exons. Gene Ontology annotation, molecular function: heme binding. Lineage: Eukaryota; Metazoa; Chordata; Amphibia; Anura; Myobatrachidae. The coding region runs from base 75 to 896 and encodes 273 amino acids. The record is from RefSeq and is a predicted model, not a curated record.
AGACAGAGAGAGCAGACUGGAUUCAUAGCACUGGGUCCUGUCUGUAGCUUUGGAAUCCUGUUCUGUGGAUAAACAUGCAACGUGAAGGGUGUAGGAUGAGCGGCGGGUUGCCGGAGCCGGCUGCAGCCGGGAUGAUCACGUUGGACGACCUGGACAACAUGGCGGAUGAUUUGGGCUCUGACUCUGCGUACAACAGUAACGGGAGCACCGAGGAGAAGUUGGAACCCAUGGAAGAUGCCGAACAAGAUCGGCUGCUGAACUACUGGCAGACUGUAGGGCGAGGACAUGAAGUGGAGGUGCCGAAUGAGAUGGCAGAACCCAUUCAACAGUUAACAAGGAACAGCCGAAGUGAGGAGCGACAGAGAGUGCCCUACCUGCUCCUCAGCUGCAAAGAAAAGUGUGGGGAAGUGCUGUACGAGAAACGACAAUACGGAAAAGCCAAAUGGGCCUGUAUCAAGGUGCACGAGGAGCGCUAUGAGCAGAGUAUAUGCGUGGGGUUUAUGAAGAUUAUGAGAUACAUUUGUGAGCAGAACUCGUCAGGCUCAUUCCUGGGUAUGACCAUCCCAAUCCUGACAACCGUGCACACAGAUGAAGCGCGAACUGGACUCCUGCGCAGUGUGACUCUGGCGUAUUAUAUCCCCACACACCUUCAAGAUGACCCGCCGCAACCAGCAGAUCAGGACGUAGUGAUUGAGGAAUGGCCUCCCACCAUGGUCUUCACCAGAGCUUUUACCGGAGCAACCAAUGAGGAGUCAAUAAUGCAUGAAAUUUCCUUGCUGGCCGAGCUGCUCGAGUCUCCAGAUCUCUGUGUACAGGACACAUUUAUUGUUGCGGGAUAUACAAACCCAGCGGCAGCCAACAGACAGAACGAGAUUUGGUUCUUACAGAGGUCAUGAGCCAGCAGAGGUGGAGGAUGUUCAGUAGCAACUAAUGCUGCCCCCGGUGGAUAUGGACACAAUUACACAAUAAAACAUGGCAUCUGUUCCCAGGGAUAUGGUUCAUUAGAUAGAUUGUAAAAAGGUCGACACCAAAAGUUCGACACAACCAAAAAAAUCAACAUGAGAAUGGUCAACACUUUUUUUUUUUCCUCCAGUUUUUGGGGUGUCAAUUUGGACCCUCAAUUAGUGCACCGCUUAGCUCGCCAUACUUCAGACACCAAUUGUAGUCCACGAGGAUGGUUAAGUAAAAAAGAAAAAAUAAUUGGAAAAUACUCAUGUCGACAAUAUGCUGUGUCGACCACUGGCAUUUCGUCUUUUUGACCAUGUCAACCUAAUGCAUGUCGGGCAAUAAUGGUCGACCUACUGACUGUUGACCUUUUUACUGUCGGCCUAAAGACCGGAUACCGGUUCCCAAGUGGACUAGCACUGAAUGUAUUUGUCUCUGUUGUAUACUCAUGGCAAACGCAGGAUUUCUGGAGGGUGAUUUCCAAAUGCCCAUGAAAGAUGCAUAAUUAGCAUGUAACAAGCUAUAGGGGUGUAACCGAUUACCCGCAGUCAUUUACCGCGGAUAACUGCAUCGCUUCGGGGAGGUUAGUUGGAUACUCCCCAUAGUCUGCCCCAAACAAAGUGCAGUUUGUGUAACACCGUAACUUAUGCAGGCCUAAUGAUCACGGUAAGCCACUUACCGGAUUCUCUCUGGUGUAAUGAUUGAGCACUCAGAUCCCCAGAGACACACAGCAGACUCCAUUACGCCUUUUAUACUGAAUGAUGUGGCCGCAAGCCAGGCUGUGAGGAAAGGGGGGCUUCCGGGCAACUUGAACCCCCCCCCCCUCCAUCCCAGCGUUUUGCCUAUUAUACCGACAUAAAGGGUGAUUUCCCAACACAGCACACUACUCUACAGCUAACCAAUCAGCAGUCUGCUUCAGUAAGUCUGCAAACUGGUAAAAUGUAAGAAAAUAUUAGGCCCUGUAUGGAAAAGUACGUAUUUGCACAUAAACAUUAUUUUUAUUUAAUUUGAUCCAAAGUAUGUUGUAUACAAGUCAACACUAGGGGGUAGAUUUACUAAAAUGUCUAAAAAGGAAAAAUUUGGAUUUAUUGCCCAUAGCAACAAGAUUCUAGUUUUUCCCUAGAAUAUACUAGAUAAAGGAUAGCUAGAACGAUGUAGGCAACACCUGCACUUUUUCCUUCUUAGUGAAUCUAGCCUCUAGUUGUUGUUCCACCCCCCCCCCCCCCCUCCCCCAUUUUAACACAUUCAGUAAUUCAAAAGGAGGCAUGAAACUCUUAUGGUUGUAAGGUAACGAGAAUGUGCGGGCAGCCAUAUUGUGGUGUCAGAUCAUUACUCAUGACAAUGCAGUCUGUCGAUUAACCAAUGAAAUGUGAAAUUACAGCAGUUGUGUGCUAAGGUAAUAGGCAAGCUUUAGAAGUCCAAGCAGACUUGGAAAGCAAGAAGCAUCUCUGCUAUCACCCAAGAUUAUAUGUGAAGGAUUACAUUUGACCUUUACAUCCCAUAUGCACUAAUGUAGGGGUGGGGGAAGGGAUUAACCUCAUCAAGGUAACAUGAGCUUUAAAAUUAAUACCUCGAAAAUAAAAACACUAAGUGGA